Messenger RNA from Ziziphus jujuba (common jujube), 651 nucleotides. RefSeq names its product late embryogenesis abundant protein At1g64065. Gene Ontology annotation, cellular component: plasma membrane. Lineage: Eukaryota; Viridiplantae; Streptophyta; Magnoliopsida; Rosales; Rhamnaceae. The coding region runs from base 1 to 651 and encodes 216 amino acids. The record is from RefSeq and is a predicted model, not a curated record. The transcript has a single exon.
AUGGCAGCUAACAUGGAUGGAGCAUCAUCCUCUCCAUUGGCUCCGCCGGACAUCUACCUCCGGAGCGACGACGGAUUCGCCACGGCGCAGCAACUCCGACAAAAGAAGCGCAAGAAAUGCAUAGCAUACAUCGCCGUCUUCGCUCUCCUCCAAAUCAUAGUCAUACUUGUUUUCGCCCUCGUCAUUCUUCGUUUCAAAACUCCCAAGUUCCGACUCAGAGCCGCCUCCUUUACCACUUUCGAAAUCGGAAAUAAUGCAACGAACCCGUCGUUUAACUUCCUAGUCAACGCUCAGUUCACUGUGAAAAACACCAACUUCGGUAAGUACGAAUAUGAUUAUGGCACCGUAGGGUUUGAGUAUAGAGGGGUGAGUGUUGGCCUCGUUAAUAUUGACGAUGCAAGGGUGAAAGCUCGGACUACCAAGAAGGUGAAUGCCUCGGUGUCUUUGAGUUCCAAUGGUUUGGGAAGUGGAUUGUCCGAUGAAUUGGGAAGUGAUAUCGGCGGUGGUGUAUUGGGACUGAGGAGCAGAUCUACGUUAGAGGGUGAGAUCAAAAUCUUGAAGGUGUUCAAGAAGAAGAAGUAUGCUCGCAUGGAUUGCACCCUGGAUGUUGAGAUCUCUACUCAAACCAUCAAGAAUGUCAUUUGCAUCUGA